UGGUAUCAAUCUGGGGAUGUGUCUUAAUACCCCGGGGGUCAAAGCUUCCUGCAUCCGUUAGUAAACAUUAUCUACAUAUAUGAUAUGAUGUGGAAAAUCAUUUCUCAGUUGAUGGAAAAAAAUAUGGAUUUGGAUAUGUUUGAUUUCGGCCUCACGGCCUCGGAUGAUUGUGAUUUAGAUACGGAUUCUCUAUAUAGUGACUCUUCUUUAGAUAUUUUUGAUUCAGUGCACUACCGCUCACCUGGGAAUAGUUCCGGAGUUCCUGCCUUCCAUCCAGAUCUCUCAAUGUUACACGACCAACCACCAACGUCAUCCGUCGGAUCCCCGACCCCCGGGGCAAUGAUUCCGUCUUUUGGAUUUACACAGGAACAAGUUGCGUGCGUGUGUGAAGUUUUGCAACAAGGUGGAAACAUUGACAGAUUAGCUAGGUUUUUAUGGUCACUCCCUGCUUGUGAACAUUUACAUAAAAAUGAAAGUGUGCUUAAAGCAAAGGCAGUGGUGGCCUUCCACAGAGGAAACUUCAAAGAACUUUAUAAAAUAAUGGAAAGUAACAAUUUUUCACCUCAUAAUCACCCAAAGUUGCAGGCAUUAUGGCUCAAAGCACAUUAUAUUGAAGCGGAAAAGUUAAGAGGUCGACCUCUAGGCGCUGUGGGAAAGUACCGUGUGAGAAGGAAAUUCCCACUUCCUAGAACAAUAUGGGACGGGGAAGAAACCAGUUAUUGUUUCAAAGAAAAAUCUAGAACUGUUCUGAGGGAGUGGUAUGCUCAUAAUCCAUACCCGUCACCUCGUGAAAAGAGGGAAUUGGCCGAGGGGACGGGAUUAACAACAACACAAGUUAGUAACUGGUUCAAAAACCGACGACAGAGGGAUAGGGCAUCAGAAACUAAAGACAGAGGUGAUCGGGAUCCACAUUGUUCGCAAAGCAGUCAGGAUUCAAAUAUGGGAUCUCCACAGAGUGAUAAUAAAGACGGUGAUAUAAGCAGUGAUGAUGCAUUUACUGCACAAACAAAAAUAGAACCGCCAGACGAACACAACCAAGGCUCUAUAUAUACCAAUCUACAGAAAUCAUUGCCUGACAAUCCCAUGUUAAUGGCGGGAAAUCCAAAUAGACUGUCGAACGAUCAUGUUAGCAAUAUGUAUCAAGAUUUUCAAACUUUGUGACCUUAAACCUUGUGUUUUGUUGUAAAGCUAUUGACCAAAGACAAAGACAUCCUGGAGUUCGGUGCAAGUGACAAAUAUAUUCAGGCAAUCAUGGUGCCGACUGCUUGCCAUACAUGACGUUAUAUAAAAACUGCAAUGAUAUUCCAUAUUUUGGUGCAUUUUAUGAUUUGUCUUAUUUUGCAUAAUAUUAGAACUUCAGGUCAAUUACACUGCAUCUAAAUUUACCAUUGAAAGCAAUUUAUUUGAUAAAAGAUCGAAUGUUUUGUUUCGAUACAUUUUUCAUGACUCUUCUUCAAAAUAAGCUAGAACGAUUUCCUGUUACCUUUAUAUUGCUCUAUCAAGUCACAUUUCAAAUCGAACAUGUCUUAGCAUAAAACAAAAUUAUAAAAGUCGUUUAAUUUUACUACGGACAGUAGCCUUCAAAUGAAACAUUAUAUUUAUAAAAGUCGUUUAAUAUUACUACGGAUAGUAGCCUCCAAAUGAAACAAUAUAAGUUGUGUUGAUCAUAAAUCAGAUAAUGGACUCUCAAUGGUAUUUUUAAACGCAUUGUAAUUAUCAACUAUUCUGUCGUAUGUGUAUCUGCUAUGACUGUUGUGAAUGUUUUGCACAAAUGUGUACUACUUUUCCCGUUUCUCUCUUACAUUCUUCAUAACAUACACAUAUCCUGUUUGUUAGUAUGACAAGAAUACCAUUCAUUAUACCUAUAUUGUAAGACCCCAUCAAUCAUCAACAUAAUCUUUAAAAUUCACAUAUUUUUAACCUAAAUUCCGAUCGUCCAUGAUAAGACACUAAGAAAUCGUUCCUUAUUUAUACUCAACUGUUUUGUUUACAUUCACUUUGAGAUUCAGUGAAUGAAAAGCUGAUGAAAUCUUCAAAAAUGUCAUAGUUGUGAAAAGUAAUAAUUUGAGAAAAUGGCUUUCUGGUGUCUCAUCACAUGGUAUUGCAGAGUUUAAUAAGAACGAUGUAAAUAAAGCAUGAUACGGUAACACAAUUAUUUAGUGUGGAACAUGCUAUAUUUACUAAUUAAUGCUACACUGCAACUUAUUUUUUGACACCAGAUAGUCUUUUUCUACAUUACUACUUUCAAUAUAGUGCUAUACUGAUUACAUUUGUCUGUGGGUUUUGUACUAAGACGAUGAUAUAUGGUAACUCCCGAAAUGUUCCGAAUUAUUCUUUGUAAUUAGAAAUAACUUAAAAACCCUACUUAAAACUAGUUUGGUGACUAUGCAAAACAUUUGUCCAGCUUCAUUUAUUUACUAGAUAUAAAUAUUAUUUAUAUGUUGACCGAUAAUAAAUAAAAAUAAAAUAUUGUUUAUGAA
This is a messenger RNA of Mytilus trossulus (common blue mussel), 2480 nucleotides long. Its product is annotated as homeobox protein SIX1-like. Gene Ontology annotation, biological process: regulation of transcription by RNA polymerase II. The record is from RefSeq and is a predicted model, not a curated record. Lineage: Eukaryota; Metazoa; Mollusca; Bivalvia; Mytilida; Mytilidae. The transcript has 3 exons. Gene Ontology annotation, cellular component: nucleus; transcription regulator complex. Gene Ontology annotation, molecular function: DNA-binding transcription factor activity, RNA polymerase II-specific; RNA polymerase II cis-regulatory region sequence-specific DNA binding. The coding region runs from base 85 to 1161 and encodes 358 amino acids.